Messenger RNA from Trichogramma pretiosum, 1453 nucleotides. RefSeq lists its product as uncharacterized. Lineage: Eukaryota; Metazoa; Arthropoda; Insecta; Hymenoptera; Trichogrammatidae. Gene Ontology annotation, molecular function: structural constituent of chitin-based larval cuticle. The record is from RefSeq and is a predicted model, not a curated record. The transcript is spliced from 7 exons. The coding region runs from base 48 to 1031 and encodes 327 amino acids. Gene Ontology annotation, cellular component: chitin-based extracellular matrix.
GGAUAGCAGUUUACCAUUUUAUAAAACUAAACGGUCCAAACAGCAUCAUGGGAGUAAUAAAGAUAUUUUUUCUUGGUGUCUUGAUAUCCAUUUGUAACGCGAAACCAUCUCAUCUAAACUACCAAAAUAAUCUUGGGCAGUAUAGUUUUGCUUAUAAAGGACCAUCAGCAAUUCGUUCCGAGCAUCGAGGUGCCGAUGGAGUUACACGUGGGAGGUACAGUUACGUCGACCAAAAUGGUUUAGUUCAAACCGCCGAAUACGAAGCUGGGGAUAAUUUAGGUUUUCGUGUCAGAGCUUCAAAUUUACCUGAGGCUCCCCUACCAAUUCAAGAUACUCCUGAAGUAUUAGCUGCUCGAGAGUUUCAUUUGCAAUUACUUGAUGAAGUACAAAGACGUGAAAACAAUCAUAGAUCGCUGUCCAUAAAUGAACAUUCGAAAACCAACUUAAAAUCUAAAGAAUUGAACGAAGAAAAAAAAGAUUCACCGAUACUUUCAACUGAUAUUAAUAAGAAUGUAGCAAUUGGUGGUUUGAAGAUUUCAUCACAGAAUCAGGGAAUAGCUUCACGUAGCAAUUUGAAUCAACCCAUUGAUACAUUACCUCCAAAUUUACAUGUACCAGUUACUGAUACACCUGAAGUUGUUGCAGCUCGUGAAGCACAUUUUCAAGCUUACAAAACCGCAGCUAAACUUGCAGCAGAAAGCGCAGAAAAACCUCAAGUUACAGCUGCUGACAAUGAAAAACAAAAUGAUAUAUCAAAAAGAGUUAACUCCGAAUUGACAAAAUUGCAAGGUGACAAAAUCAAUCAUCAUGAUGGGAUUCCUAUAGUACGAUCAGGUUUAACCCCUGCAAGUACAACUUUAAAAAUUGUGGAUAUUAAUGACCCAAUAAUAAAUGAAUUAAAUCCAAAUUCGUACAGGACUAGUGAAUAUCCUAUUCCAGUGCCAGUUUCGCACAUCGCAUUAUCAAAUGGACUCCCGUUCAUAUUACCAUCAGCUCUAGCAAACUCUGCUUUUCAUUACGUUUAUUUAUAAAAUGAACGAAUAAAUUGAGAAAUUUAGAAUCAAAAAUCUCGCAAAAAUGGGAAAACACUCUAAAAAUAUCCGAAGAUGCUGAAAAUUUGUUCAGAGGUCAUCAUCACGUACCUGCAACUGCAAUAAUCCCUGCCGUGGGUGGUGGUCCAACUGUAAUUUAUCAAGUACCACCUGCAUUAUAUUUUUUACAAUUUGUUUUUUCAGCAUUUCAAAACACUUUUGCUGCUCCUCCUCCUCAAUCUCAAUCUCCAAAUAACUUUUUUAAAAUAUUUAACUAUUAAGAACUUAAAAUAAUUUGAUUAACUAAGAUUUAUUGUUCAUUCAAUCGCUUUCUAAAUUUUAAAACAUAUUUGAGUAAAUAAUAAUAAAUUAAUUAGUAUGUAUGCCAAUUAUAGGCAUAAUGAUAAGUUUUAAAAUAAAAA